AUGAAAGCUUCUUCCAAGGAAAUGGAUUGGAGAUCGACAACGGAUGAAGCCGCGUCUAGCGCAAGUUUCAGACAAUUAUCCCCCAGCGGUUACGCCAGUCACAGGUUAUCCAGUGGAGCAGCAGUGGUCCCACUCUACCUCGAGCCGUCGACGAUCAGUAGGGGCGAAGAGCCGCGUCAAUCCCUCCUUACCACCGAUUCUGCCUUUCCGCUGGAGGAUUCUCGAGGAGGAUCUUCACGGAACUCCGAACACACGAUCAUCGAAGACGCACCCCAGGAGAGCCUGAGCGCAAGGCAGGCUACUGAUACGGAACCGUCCCCCACAAGCAGGGAUGGGUACACAGUCAACGAUCCGGGCAUCCCAUACGGCCUCAGAGUGAAGCCCUCUCGAGCGCCUCGUGCGGCUCUUGGGGUUCAGACGGAGCAGAGAGCGCCUCCUGUUAGAACGCUUCCUGCUAAAAAAUCCAAGGAACUGUCUGAGAAAAGAUCCGGCGGUGUGGACUGGGCAAGAGAGAUGCGGAAAAAGGGCAGCUGGAAAGAUUUGUUCACAGGGAAGGGGAAGAAGGAGGAUCCAGACCAACCCGAGGGAUCAUCCAGAUCUAAGUAG
This is a messenger RNA of Filobasidium floriforme, 606 nucleotides long. RefSeq lists its product as uncharacterized. The record is from RefSeq and is a predicted model, not a curated record. The transcript has a single exon. Bases 1 to 606 code for a protein of 201 amino acids. Lineage: Eukaryota; Fungi; Basidiomycota; Tremellomycetes; Filobasidiales; Filobasidiaceae.